UUUUGGUCAACAUGGAUCACCAACCGCACCUGCCAAGAUCAGAAGCUCUCUCCACAGUAACAUCUACUCAGCCCAAAGAUGCUUCGUCUUGCUUCUGGCCCAAAAUGGCUUUUUGGAUAUUGCUGAUAGCAAGCAUUGCCCUGAAGUGCACAGUGAUCAUUCUGAUCUUUUCAGGUUCUCAGGUUCCUAGUGAGGGAGUCAAGGCAAAAAGGCAAGGGAUCCAAAGUUGUCGGCAGAAAUGUAUUCCUUGUGGAUCAGCGAAAGACCACAUAACAGCAAAUCUGACUCUGGAUCCAAGCACAGCUCACCCCCAGCUCUACGUAUCUCCUGAUUUGAAAAGAGUGAGAUGGAAAGACAUGAAACAGCAAGUGAACAGCAGUCCUCUGAGAUACGACCUCAUGGCCAGUGUCCUCAGCCACGAGAGCUUUGCCUCUGGGAAGCUUUGCUGGGAGGUGGAAGUGGUGGAGGGGGGAGAGUGGUGGGCGGUGGGAAUAGUUCGGGAGACGGCAAACAGAAAUGACAAAAUUGUCCUCGACCCUAGUGGGGGUUACUGGGGAGUGCAGCGAAUUGAAGGACGGUAUGAGGCGAUCACCCAUCCCAGGACAAAUUUGACAUUGUGCCAUCCCCCGAGAAGGAUCCGAGUUUCUUUGGACUAUUCACAAGGCCUUGUGUCAUUUUUUGACGGCGAUACAAAUGCUGAAAUCUUUGCCUUUCCGAAAGCAAAUUUUGCUGGAGAGAAGAUUCAUGCUUGGUUCUUGAUCUAUAAGUGGAAUGGGCAGCUUGUCCUCCAUCCAUGA
Messenger RNA from Candoia aspera, 797 nucleotides. RefSeq names its product butyrophilin subfamily 1 member A1-like. The coding region runs from base 12 to 797 and encodes 261 amino acids. NCBI's taxonomy places the organism in Eukaryota, Metazoa, Chordata, Lepidosauria, Squamata, Candoiidae. Gene Ontology annotation, molecular function: protein binding; ubiquitin protein ligase activity. The record is from RefSeq and is a predicted model, not a curated record. Gene Ontology annotation, biological process: protein ubiquitination. Gene Ontology annotation, cellular component: cytoplasm. The transcript is spliced from 4 exons.